AUGACGGCCUCGUUACUUGCAAUUAGUCUCUACGGCCUCGCAGCCUUGUCCAGUGUCUCAGCCGCUGCUAACAUACGCUACUGCUCCGUGUUUGAGAGAGCCAGUUCUACCGUCAAGUGUCGCUCACUGCCAAAUAAUUUCCUUCAAGUACGAGACGCUGCUGCUUCUGCUUCCGCCACGGCGUCUGCAUCUUCGGGCUCAACACCGGACAUAACCAUUUUGCAAAACACCUUCAAGGCCCUCGCCGACUUGCAAAAUGACUACUUCAAGCAGAGUAGAAAUACUUGGCCCGACGCCAUUGACUGGACUGCUGCCGUCAUCCAGACCAUUGUUUCGGGCACCAUGUCGACUCUAACCCAGUCUCUAGAUGCUGCCGUACCAGGGCAAAACUGGAAGCAAAAGGAAAAUCUUCUUUCCUUCCUGCAUGAGCAGAUCGUCAGCUCCUAUUUUGGCCAAGAGGCAGACCGGAUUCUCACCGAGGCAUACGAUGAUGUACUCUGGGUUGUCCUUGGCUGGAUCGAGGCCAUCAAGUUCCGCCGUCUCCACCAAGACUUGCACUAUCCUGACGGGGGAUUCAACGACAAGUCUAUCCCAGAGGACAUUACCCAAGCUGUACAAACUAUGACCUGGCACGGCCAGUUCUGGGUCGAUAGUUUUGCAAGUCGCGCCAAUGACUUUUGGGCCUUUUCAACCCAGGGCUGGGACACUGCGCUUUGUAACGGUGGCAUGACCUGGAAUCCGCGCCUGGAAACAUACAAAAAUGCUAUUACCAAUGAGCUGUACAUUGCUGGCUCCAUUGCCAUGUACCAGCACUUUCCAGGCGAUCGCCUUAAUGGCACUGGCUCGCGUGAUCUCCGCCAUCUUCGGGCAGCGAAAGACGGUUACAAAUGGUUGACGAAUGUCAAUAUGACGAAUAGUCAGGGUCUAUUCGUUGACGGCUUCCACAUCAACCACAACAUCCCUGGUAACACAAAGUGCGACCAGCGCGAUGAAAUGGUCUAUACGUAUAACCAAGGCGUCAUCUUGACAGGAAACCGGGGUCUUUUCAGUGUAACCGGCGACCCGUCGUACGUCGAGGACGGUCACAACUUGGUCAAGUCUGUCAUUGCUGCGACAGGCUGGGACCUUCAGCGCGGAAAGCCCGUUGACAGCCUGAGUGCUGGGCAACUUCCCCCAUGGCGUGGACUUGGCCGGUACGGAUUUCUGGAGGACCAGUGCGAUGCCUCUGCUACAUGCUCCCAAGAUUCGCAGACGUUCAAGGGCAUCUACUUUCACCAUCUGACGGCCUUUUGCAGACCCCUUGAGGUGACCCAUGGUGACACCAAGAUCAACGAACAAGCCUUUAUGCAAGUGCGACAGUCGCACGCCGCGUCAUGCCGCACCUACAUUAGCUGGAUCAAGCACAAUGCCGAUGCGGCACUUAAGACACGAGACAGCAACGGACACUUUGGCAUGUGGUGGGGAGCCAUCGUGUUCAACGUCAACGCGGUGCGUUGCGCGGACGGCAUUGAUCACUUUGCCGCCAACAAGACAGAUUACCGCAAUGAAGGCACUCCGCGUAACGCUCUAUGGGGCGUACAGGAUGUCUUUGUACCUGGUGGCGGUAAUGCGACGGCGAAUAGUGGUGCGCAGUUGUACUCGGCGGGCUCUGGUGACCCCAACAGUCGCGGCCGCGGUCGUACAGUCGAGACCCAGGCUGGCGCUGAGAUGAAUAAGCUCCGAGCUGAUAAGAAGAAGGGUUUGGUCUACGGUUUAUUAUGUUCUUCCUACUGGGUCAUCUCCUAUUUGCUAUUUCUUUCGCGGUACAUAGAGGCCAGCAAUGAGUUCGACCACCGUGGCGAAUUUUAUGAGCUGGCUUUUCUCGGAGCCAUGCUGUACAUCUCGGCAUCGCGAGCCACCGCUCUGAGAGAGGGCAUCCUUUGGGUGCCACCGUCGUCUCGCAUCUCAAACGGCCUGUGGGAAGUGACCUCCUCGCUGACGCGGGAGACGCACCAGCAAAGUGUCUCUCGCGGCAUUGCCUGGUUUCUGCUCAGCGUCUUGGUACUCUACGCACGCAUCAGCCUCCGCUUCGCCGAGUUCCUUCCUUCGUUGGGGGCCGCGAUGCUCCUAAGCAUCCUGCCACAGCUCCUGCCACACCGAGUGUACGCGCAAUGUCCCAUCACCGGUGUUUUCAUCUGCAUGCUGUACUUGCGUCUGUGUGAGAGGGCGGCCAUACAGUACGGACUAGUCAACGGCAACAUCGAACCUACAUGGAUCUAUUUUUUUGUCGCCAUGCCCGCUUUCUAUUGUCUGUUCCUAUCGAUCUGGGCUAUGCUGUGGAGGGCGCGAGACUCGCCGUCGACAAACGACACCAGGGUACGGGAGGAAAACAACCCGGUACAUCGCGCAAUCGACAACCUGGUGUGGGAAAUAGAGAGCCUGGUGUGGGAAAUAGAGAGCCUGGUGUGGGAAAUAGAGAGCCUGGUGUUGGAACCAGAGAGCCCGGGGUUGGUAAUAGAGGUAAUAGAGAGCCUGGGGCUCUACCUGGUGAAAGAAACCCUGAGCAGACUGGAGUAUAUGAUGGCGGUGGUAGUUGACGCUGUCUUCGGAUUUUGCUGUCGGGUGGUCACUCUCGCGUGGUACUAA
Cordyceps militaris CM01 is the source of this 2625-nucleotide messenger RNA. Its product is annotated as Six-hairpin glycosidase-like protein. The transcript has 5 exons. The record is from RefSeq and is a predicted model, not a curated record. Bases 1 to 2625 code for a protein of 874 amino acids. NCBI's taxonomy places the organism in Eukaryota, Fungi, Ascomycota, Sordariomycetes, Hypocreales, Cordycipitaceae. Gene Ontology annotation, biological process: carbohydrate metabolic process.